This is a messenger RNA of Hirsutella rhossiliensis, 1542 nucleotides long. RefSeq names its product metallopeptidase family m24 domain-containing protein. Bases 1 to 1542 code for a protein of 513 amino acids. The transcript has 4 exons. The record is from RefSeq and is a predicted model, not a curated record. NCBI's taxonomy places the organism in Eukaryota, Fungi, Ascomycota, Sordariomycetes, Hypocreales, Ophiocordycipitaceae. Gene Ontology annotation, molecular function: metalloaminopeptidase activity; manganese ion binding.
AUGGAGCUGGGCCGCAACGUAGAGCGCGACUUGGACGCCUUGUCCCUGAAUGUCCAGGGCCGGAGGGGAGAGGCGGCGACGGCGACGUUGCCCAUUGUCAAGUAUCCCGCCAAGCUUCACGCUCGUCGCGUCGCCGCCGAGCUCGACGUCGACAAUGGCCUCGUCUAUCUAGCAGGCCAGCCCGAGGUCAACUUGGAUGACUCGGAUCAGCCGCGGCCUUUUCGUCAACGGCGAUACUUCUUCUACCUUGCCGGCGCCAACUUUGCCGGCUGCCACGUCACCUACGACAUUGCCGCCGACCACCUCAUUCUCUGGGUUCCCCACGUCGCGCCCAAAGACGUGCUGUGGUACGGGUCCAAGCCGUCGCCGCAGCGCUGCAUGGCGCUCUCAGACGUUGACGACGCCCGCUACGCCGCCCAGCUGCCCGACUACGUGAGCCGCCACCACGCCGCCUCGACCGUCUACGUCUUGCACGCGGACCAGGCGCCGCCGCCGCCCCAUUCGGCCCACGGAGGGGCCGCGGCGAGGUGCCGCAUCGACGACGUCCGCCUCAGGCCCGCCAUGGACCGCGCGCGCGUCGUCAAGACGGACUACGAGGUGGCCAUGGUGCGCCGCGCAAACGACGUCUCGAGCGCGGCGCACCGCUUCGUCGCGGAGCGCCUGCUGCGGCUCGACAGCGAGCGCGACGUCGAGGCCUUGUUCCAGGCUGCCUGCCACCUGCGCGGGACCAGGUCGCAGGCCUACGCCGUCAUUGCCGGCGCGGGCGCCAACGCCUCGACGCUGCACUAUGUCGACAACGACGCGCCCCUCGCCGGCAGGCAGCUCGUCCUGCUCGACGCCGGCUGCGAGUGGGACUGCUACGCCAGCGACGUGACGCGCACCAUGCCGCUCUCGGGCUCCUUCUCGCCCCGCGCAGCCGCCGUGCACGCCGUCGUCCAGCGCAUGCAGGACGAGUGCAUCGCGAGGGUCAGGCCGGGCGCCGUGUACUACCACCUGCACCUGCACGCCGCGGCCGUUGCCCUGGCCGGUCUGCUCCAGCUCGGCAUCCUCAGGGGCGACCGCGACGAGAUUGCGCGCGCGGGCACCGUCGCCGCCUUCUUCCCCCACGGCCUGGGACACCACGUCGGGCUCGAGGUGCACGACGUUGACGGCGGAUUCCCGCUCCUGGCCCCGCCGCGCCCCCAUCGCUUCGUCGGCGGGAAGCGCGUAGCCGUGACGCCCGAGGCACUGGUAGCCAUGGCCGAGGAGCUCAAGGCCGACGGCGGCGAGGAGACGUCGACGAGGGGCAAGCUGAGGCCCAACAUGAUCGUCACGGUCGAGCCGGGCAUCUACUUUUGCCGCCCCUUCCUCGAGGCCGCCUUCCUGGCCGACCCCAAGCACGCGCGCUUCAUCGACGCUGACGUGCUUGAGGGCUUCUACCCGGUCGGCGGCGUGCGCAUCGAGGACUGCAUCCUCGUCACGCCUGACGGGCACGAGAACCUGACGUCGGCGCCCAAGGGAGCCGAGUUGCUAGACGUCAUCAACAACGGCGGCCACGGGUAG